UGAGUGGGCUGCUGGGUCAGUCGGAGCCGGGCGGGCUGAGAGGAGGCUGUGUGGGAGCCGCACGCUGUGGGUACGGGGAGGGCAGUGACAGUGACUCUCUGUGGCGGAACUUCGCUCUGACAGGGAUCCCUACGGGCUGCUCUAUUGCCCCUGCCGCGGACUAUUUCCAACCCCUUUGGGUCGCCCGGACUGGCCCUCGGAUUCCCGCUGGAUUCUCCGGAGUAUUAACCCCCCUACCCCCGUAUGGAGAAGUAUCUCCCGCAGCUCCUGGCUGAGAAGGACGCGCUGGAUCCGUCAUUCACUCACGCACUCAGGAUGGUGAAGGAAGAGAUUGAAAAACUACAGAAGGGAGAAGACAACACAGAAGACCAAUAUAUCGACGUGGUGAUCAACAAGAAUAUGAAGUUGGCCCAAAAAGUCUUAAUUCCUAUUAAACAAUUCCCAAAGUUUAACUUUGUUGGGAAACUUCUGGGGCCCCGUGGGAAUUCCUUGAAAAGACUGCAGGAAGAUACGCUGACAAAGAUGUCCAUUCUGGGCAAAGGGUCUAUGAGAGAUAAAGCAAAGGAGGAGGAGUUAAGGAAGAGCGGAGAAGCUAAAUACUAUCAUCUGAAUGACGACCUCCAUGUCCUCAUCGAAGUGUUUGCUCCCCCAGCAGAGGCCUACGCCAGGAUGGGACAUGCACUGGAAGAAAUCAAGAAAUUUCUCAUUCCUGAUUAUAAUGAUGAAAUCAGACAAGCACAACUGCAAGAACUCACCUAUUUAAAUGGUGGCCCCGAAACUACAGAAGCCCCAGUGGUUCGUGGAAAACCUUCGAUAAGGGCUCGGGGAGUACCAGUACCAGCGUUACCCAGGGGACGUGGGGGCGUUCCUCCAGCACCUACAGGAGUACCAAGAGGGGCACCCGCUCCCAGAGGUGUAACACCAGCAAGGGUAUCCUCUGCACGCGCCCGCGGACUGGUGGCCACAAGAGCAAGGGGUAUCCCACCCCCAGCAGGGUAUCGGCCUCCACCUCCAGUUCAAGACACCUAUGGAGAAUAUGAUUACGACGACGGCUACGGCACGGCUUACGAUGAGCAGAGUUACGACUCCUACGACAAUAACUAUAACUCACAAGGACAAAGUACAGCAGAUUACUAUGAUUACGGACAUGGUCUCGGGGAAGAUUCCUACGACUCCUAUGGGCAAGAAGACUGGGCUAACUCGAGGCACAAAGCACCACCCGCAAGAGCAUGCAAAGGAACCUACAGAGAGCAGCCAUAUGCAAGAUACUGAUUGUACAGUCUGACCUUGUGAAUUAUCAAGUCUCCUCCAGCCCUGUAUACUGUUCAAAGUAAUUUUUUUCUAUGAACACUCCCUUUAUAUUAAAAACGUGCUAAUUCUUUAAGUGGAUGGACUGAACCAACUAUUUUUUUUUUUUUUUUUUUGUUUUUUUUUUUUUUUUUGACCAAAUUAAAAAAAAAAAAAAAAAAAACGAGUUGUAAUAUGACAUUGUUAUUUUUUAGUCUGUAUUUGAAAAUAGGUGGUCAAAAGGAUGAACUUAACCUUGAUUAACUAGCGUUAAACAAGUUUAGCGGUCCUAAAUCUGUUAAUCCAUUCUUUUAACAUAAGCGUAAUAUUUUUUAUUUCACUGGCUACCGUUCUCUUGUAAAACCUGCAUAAGGAGCAAAACUACAAAUGCAAAUAACGUGGUAUCUUUUUGUAACGAAAGUCAUGAAAUGUACAAUGUAGUGUUGAGCAAAAACAAAAAAUUUACUGUUGCUUAAUACUAAAUAAACUUUUGAAAUUAAACGCA
Molecule: messenger RNA, 1792 nt
Organism: Xenopus tropicalis (tropical clawed frog)
Lineage: Eukaryota; Metazoa; Chordata; Amphibia; Anura; Pipidae
Gene: khdrbs3
Product: KH domain containing, RNA binding, signal transduction associated 3
Exons: 9
Coding region: 244-1272 (342 amino acids)
Cellular component (GO): nucleus
Molecular function (GO): RNA binding; nucleic acid binding
Source: RefSeq, a predicted model, not a curated record